This is a messenger RNA of Periophthalmus magnuspinnatus, 6360 nucleotides long. RefSeq names its product echinoderm microtubule-associated protein-like 6. Gene Ontology annotation, molecular function: microtubule binding. The transcript is spliced from 42 exons. The coding region runs from base 1 to 6012 and encodes 2003 amino acids. NCBI's taxonomy places the organism in Eukaryota, Metazoa, Chordata, Actinopteri, Gobiiformes, Gobiidae. The record is from RefSeq and is a predicted model, not a curated record.
AUGUGUGAUAAGACCGCCCCCCGCGGUCGCCUGCAUCUGGAGUGGGUGUACGGUUACCGUGGACACCAGUGUCGGAAUAACCUGUUCUACAGCGCCGCCAAAGAGCUCGUGUACUUCACUGCCGCUGUGGGCGUGGUCUACAACCCGCGAGAGCACACGCAACGCUUCUACCACGGCCACACGGACGACAUCAUCAGUUUGGCGCUGCACCCGGACCGCGUCCUCGUGGCGUCGGGGCAGGUGGGGGCGGAGUCUUUCGUCUGUGUGUGGGAUUCUUACUCCACCUCCACCGUCUCCAUCCUCCAGGGGGCGCACAGUCAUGGUGUGUCCGGCCUGGCUUUCAGCGCCGAUGGGCAGCGGUUGGUCUCUGUGGGUCUGGACUCUAAAAACACAGUCUGUGUUUGGGACUGGAGACGAGGACGAUCCCUGGUCUCAGCCUCGGGACACUCGGACCGGAUCUUUGACGUGAGCUGGGACCCUGUUCAGCCCGACCGACUCGUCACCUGUGGAGUCAAACACAUCAAGUUCUGGAGCCUGUGUGGGACGUCCCUUUCGUUCCGGAGGGGCGUCUUUGGAAAGGUCCCGGAGCAGACGGUUUUGUCCCUGGCGCUCAGAGAUGACAUCACGUACUCCGGCGCUCUGAGCGGAGACGUGCUGCUGUGGAGGGACGCCAGCGUGAUCAGAACUGUCCCCAACGCCCACGCCGCGGGGAUCUUCAGUUUUCAGGCGUCUGAGGACGGAUUCUGCAGCGGAGGCAGAGACGGAUGUGUCCGACUGUGGGACAUGGACUUCAACCCCAUCACCAGGAUCAACCUGAGAGAGAGUCCCCAGGGCUACGCAGGUCUCUCGGUGCGCUCCGUGUGCUGGAGGUCAGACAGAGUCCUCGCGGGGACUCAGGACGGGGAGAUCUUUGAGGUCCAAGUUCGAGACCUGAACCGGCCCCUGGUCUUGGUCCAGGGCCACAGUGAGGCCGAGCUCUGGGCCCUGGACACUCAUCCCAAACAACAGGUGGCCCUGACCGGCAGUGAUGACCGCUCCCUCAGACUCUGGAGUUUGGUCGACCAUCGUUUACUCGCUCGCUGUAACGUGGAGGAGGGCGUUCGAAGCGUGACCUUUCACCCCGACGGGUCGGUCCUGGCUCUGGGGCUGAAGGACGGCUCCUUCACCGUGCUCCGCGUCAGGGACAUGUCGGAGGUCGUGCACGUGAGGCAGCGCCGUGAGGUCAUUCACGAGCUCAAGUUUUCUCCGGACGCCGCUCUUCUGGCCGUGGGCUGUAACGACGGCUGUGUGGACAUUUACGCCACAGCACAAAGGUAUAAGAAGGUGGGUGAGUGCAGAGGAGCACCUGCAGGGUCAGCGGAGGCCGGAGGAACAGCUGCAGGGUGCAUCUCUCACCUGGACUGGUCAGUGGACAGCAGAGUCCUCCUGACCAACGACGCGGCCGGAAACAGAGCCUUCUACAGGAUGCCCGGGGGGAAGCCGGUGUCUCUGGACGACCUUCGGGGGGUGCAGUGGAUGACCUGGACGGGGGUCGUGGGGUCAGAGGUCAACGGCAUUUGGCCCAAAUAUGGCUCCGAGUCCAACGUAAACUCCGCCCACGCCAACCUGAGCUCCGCCGUGUUAGCCACCGCGCACGCUAACGGCCAAGUCCGGCUCUACCGCUUCCCCUGCAGCAGCAGAGGGGCACAGUUUAAGAAGUACUGCGGUCACUCGGCCCCGGUGACCUGUGUGCGCUGGAGCUCCGACCUGCAGUGGCUCCUGUCGACGGGCGGCGCCGACCACAGCCUGUUCCAGUGGAGGUUUGUGCCCGAGGGCGUGAUGGGCGGAGCUCUGGAGCCGCUACUGCGAGAGGGCUGUGCAGACUCAAACAGUGGGGAGUCUGAUUCUGACCAGUCGGACGUCCCGGAGCUGGACUCAGAGGUGGAACAGGAGGCUCAGAGCGAAUACCAGCGACAGGUGUACAAGCAGGACCUGCCCCACCCGCCCCACCCGCCCCACCCGCCCCACCCGCCCCACGGCUCCACCCACCAACAACCACCACCCUCAGGACUCCGCCUCAACUUCGUCCACGGGUUCCGUGGCUGGGACACUCGCACAUGUCUCGUCUCCUGUGUGUCGGGUGCUCUCGUGUUCCCCGCGGGGGCGCUCUGUGUCCUCUACGAUCGUGUGAGACAUUCUCAGAGGUUUUAUCUGGGACACAGUGACGACGUCCUGAGUCUGACACUGCACCCGACCAAAGACCUGAUCGCCUCGGGACAGGUGGGACGAGAUGCAGAGAUUCACAUUUGGGACGUCCAGACUAUGAAGUGUGUGUCUCUGCUACGAGGACAACACGGGACAGGAGUCUGCUCCCUGGACUUUACAGCUGAUGGGAGGAGCCUGGUCUCUGUGGGACUGGACGAGUCGCACUGCAUCAUGGUCUGGGACUGGAGGAGAGGAGACGCCCUCGCCAAGGCCAGAGGUCACAAAGAUAAAGUCCUGGUGGUGAAGUCCAACCCGUUCAGAACCGACAAACUGGUCUCAGCCGGAACCAAGCACAUCAAGUUCUGGCAGCACUUUGGUGGGGGUCUGACCUCUCGGCGGGGCAUCUGGGGUUCUCGGAGGACAGAGACCCUCAUGGCUCUGGUCUUUGGUCCGGCCGAGGAUUUAGUCUUUUCUGGGUCCAGCUCCGGAGACGUGUUUCUGUGGAAAGACACGAGACUCACCAAGACCUUCAAGACCCACGAUGGACCCGUGUUCAGCAUCUGCUCCCUGGACCAGGGUUUCGUGAGUGGAGGGAAAGAUGGCGUUGUUGAACUUUGGGACGAAAAGUUUGAACGUUGCCUCAAGAGCUUCGCCAUCAAGAGGUCGUCCCUGUGCCCCGCCUCCAAAGGUUUGCUGUUGGAGGAUAAUCCGUCCAUUCGCUCCAUCGCUUUAGGACACGGCCUCAUUUUUGUCGGGACCAAAAACGGCGAGAUUUUAGAGAUUGACAAAACGGGAGCAAUCACACUCCUGGUGCAGGGCCAUAUGGAGGGGGAGGUGUGGGGUUUGGCUGCUCACCCGCUGUUGCCCAUCUGCGCCACGGUCAGUGACGACAAAACGCUCAGAAUAUGGGAACUGUCAACCAAUCAUAGGAUGGUCGCCGUGCGCAAACUCAAGAAAGGGGGGCGUUGCUGUGCGUUCUCUCCCGAUGGAAAGGCUCUCGCUGUGGGCUUGAGCGAUGGCAGUUUCCUGGUGGUGAACGCCGACUCUCUGGAGGACAUGGUCAGCUUCCACCACCGGAGGGCGCCGAUCUCUGACAUCCGCUUCUCCCCGGACUCGGGGCGGUACUUGGCCGUGGCGUCUCUGGACUCAUUCGUGGACAUCUACAGCGUCCUGACGAGUAAACGAGUGGGCGUGUGCCGAGGAGCCGGGGGCGGAGUAAAUCACCUGGACUGGGACUGCAGAGGUAAACUUUUGCAGGUGAACACCACGACCAAUCAGCAGCUGUUCUACGAGGCACCGAGAGGAAAGAGGCAGAACAUCAGCCAAUCAGAGUUUGAGAAGCUGCAGUGGGCGUCCUGGAGCUGUGUCCUGGGGUCGACGGUGGAGGCGGCUCUGAGCUCCGCCCAGGGGCCCGUCGCCCUGAACGCCGCGGCUCUGACCUCUGACCGCUCUCUGCUCGCCACCGGGGACGCUCUGGGCUUCAUACGGCUCUACAGCUACCCCUGCAGGGGUGCGGCGGCGCGGUGCAGGAGAUACGGCGGUCACAGUGGGACCGUGGCGUGCGUGCGAUGGACCAAUGAGGACGCGGCGCUGCUGUCUGUGGGCGGAGCCGACGCUACGCUCAUGAUGUGGACCCGAGACUCCGCCCCCUCCAGAGACAGCCACGCCCCCGACAGUGAAGAUUCGGACCCCGAACCCGACCAGGAUGGAGGUUAUGACAGUGACGUGUCCUGGGAGCGGACUCUGGACUUCGGGACCAAAGUCCAGACCGGGACUCGGACCAGACCUCAGCUCCAGGAACCGGCUCUGGACCAAGACAGGCCUCCGGUGAGUCGAGCUGCUCCUCUGCCCGAAAAACUGCUCAAGACCAACACCUCCAAGAAGAAACCCGUCCAGGACCUGAGUCUGGAGCACGUGUUUGGAUACAGAGGUCUCGACUGUCGGAACAACCUUCACUACCUGAACGACUGCAUGGACGUGGUGUUCCACACGGCCCGAGUCGCCAUCGUCCAGAACCUCUCCUCAGGGACUCAGAGCUUUUACCUGGAGCACAAAGACGACAUCCUGAGUCUCACCGUGAAUCAACAUCCAAAAUACUGCAACAUGAUCGCCACCGGACAGAGAGGAGACCUGAGUGAGGCUCCAGAUUCCGAGGAUUCAGGCGCUCAGAUCCGCGUGUGGGAGGCGGGGUCAAAGCAGACGCUGUCAGUGCUGCGGUGCGUUCAUGGAAAAGGCGUCGGUUCCGUAAACUUCAGCGCCACGGGAAAACUGCUGCUGUCUGUGGGACUGGACCCUGAGCACACCGUCACCGUGUGGCGCUGGCAGGAAGGGUCCAUGGUGGCGAGCAGGGGCGGGCACAGAGAGCGCGUGUUCUUGGCGGAGUUUCGCCCGGAUUCGGACUCGCACUUCGUCUCCGUCGGAGUAAAACACGUGAAGUUUUGGAGCGUCGUGGGAGGAGCUCUGAUCUACAAGAGAGGACUGAGCACCUGCGUGGGCGGAGCCAAGGACCAGACCAUGCUGGCGCUCGCCUUCGGAGCCAACAGCCUGACGUUCUCUGGAGCGGUCAGUGGAGACGUGUACGUGUGGAGGGAGCACCUUCUGGAGCGAGUGGUGGAGAAAGCUCACGCUGGCCCCAUCUUCAGCAUGUGCACCACCCUGAGCGACGGACUCAUUGUCACCGGGGCCAAAGAGAGGCCGACUAAAGAGGGAGGAUCCGUGAAACUUUGGGAUCAGGAAAUGAAGCGGUGCCGAGCGUUUCAUCUGGAGACUGGAAAACCUGUGGAGAACGUCCGAUCAGUCUGCAGAGGCAACGGCAGGAUCCUUGUUGGGACGAGAGGCGGUGACAUCGUUGAACUUGGGGAGAAAAAUGCAGCGUCGAAUCUGCUCCUGAACGGACUUGGUGCUGCCCCCGUGGCCACUGCUGGUACUGCGCUCUCCAGCGCUCCCCCCGCAAUCAUGGGCGGGGCUACGGCGGUGGGCGGAGUCUGCGGCCUGGACACUCAUCCGGUCAGAGAGCUACUAGUGACGACUGGAAAUGACGCCACCCUGAGGAUUUGGGACAUCAGCGAAAAGAAGCUGCUGAGCUGUGUGAGCGUUGGCCGUGUGGCUCUGUGCUGCAGCUUCAGCUUCAGUGGAGACCUCCUCGCCAUCGGCCUGGACCACGGAGAAGUCCUGCUCCUGACCACACACAACCUGCUCCUGUGGGGCAGCAAACGGGACCGCAACGGAGCCAUUCAGGCGCUCAGGUUCAGUCCUGAUGGGAGGUUUUUGGCUGUGGGGUUCCUGGACUCUCUGGUGGACUUCUACGACCUGAGUUUGGGUCCUGGUCUGAACCGGGUUGGGUUCUGCAAAGACCUGCCUGGACCCGUGAAGACCAUGGACUUCUCUGCGGACUCCAGAUUCGUACAGGUGUGCACUAGCGCCCUCUCUCGUCACGUCGUGGAGGUGCCGAGUGGGAAAGAGGUGCCUCACAGCGACAGGGUCACCUGGGCGAGCUGGACCAGCGUCGUCGGGGAAGAGGUGCAGGGGGUGUGGCCUCGAGCCCCAGAGGUCACAGAGGUCACAGAGGUCACGACCCUGAGUGCGUCUCACUCUGGACUCUCUGUGGUGACGGGAGACAACAGAGGAGUCAUACAGCUGUUCAGCUUCCCCCCACAACAGUCUGAUGCUGUGGAGGUGUCUGUGACCCCAGGGUCAAGUGUCCGUGACCCGCCCCCCGGGGUCAAGUGUCUAUCCAGUCUAAGUCCAUUUCAAGUCCAGGUCCAGUCCAGGUCCAGUCCAGGUCUUUACUCGACUUUUCUCUCCAGCUUCUUCAGUUCUGUCCAAUAAAUGAAACAAAUUCAAGAUAUUUUAAAUGAAAUGAAUUCUGAGACAGACCGGGACAGACCGGGACAGUCCAGGACCAGACCGGGACAGACCGGGACAGUCCAGGACCAGACCGGGACAGACUUCGACAGACUUCAUCAGUUUGACUGAACUGACAUUUAGAAGACGAUCCAGCAAAUAUCAGACUGAAACAUCCUUAAGUAACAUGGAUCUAAACCAGGACUAACCCGGGACUAACCCGGGACUAACCCGGGACUAACCCAGGACUAACCCGGGACUAACCCAGGACUAACCCGGGACUAAACCAGGACUAAACCGGGACUAAACUAAACGGGGUCUAAACCGGGAUUA